Molecule: messenger RNA, 2214 nt
Organism: Periconia digitata
Lineage: Eukaryota; Fungi; Ascomycota; Dothideomycetes; Pleosporales; Periconiaceae
Source: the annotation of a GenBank genome assembly
UCGAAUCCACAUACCUUUUCUCAAUGCGCAUGCCGUAAAACCGAUUCUUCCGCUUCGAGUGCCAUUGUUUACCUAACUGCUGCUGCUGCAACACGGUGGCCUAACAUGGCAGUCGCAACAGCUCUAGCAAACCCCCAUGUCGUCUCCACGAUUCUCCAUCACCUCUCAGACAUGAAAUACAGAGAUCGGAGGCAAAAUGGACCCGACGAACCGGUAGAAUUUCUGGAAUUCCGCCCCACACUCGUCCCAUCCAUCUUAGUGAACCGGCUCUGGGCAGACGAGGGAACCGGUAUCCUGUGGCGACGCUAUCCCCAUCUCCCAGCGUUGCGAUGGGUAUCCCCGGAGCGGAGGCAGUACUACGCCGAUAAGGUGCAGCAGGUCUUUGUGAUGAGUCCACCUGAUGACUCUGCGAGCGAUUUGGACUACUUGAAGGGCUUGCGGUGGCCUAAUCUCAAGAGCUUGGAAUUCGAAGUGGAUUUUUUGCGGCAUGGCGGGGUUUUUGCGGAUAUGUUGCAUGGCGGGUUGGAGAGGUUGGAGUUGUUGGGGAUGCAAAGUGGCGAUUCAACCUACAUCUCUGGCAUCGUUCUUCCGGAGCUCUUUAAUUCUUGUAGUGGCCUGAAAAGUAUACGCAUUGGGCCUGAUGUCAUCGCGGAUGAUGACCCAGUUCACGUCAACGUUCUUUACCAGCUUUUGGAUACUCUUCCGGCAUUGAACAGUAUCGAAAUCAAGGACGCCAACUUCGUGGGCAAAGACGCGCUUUUCACACGGCUCAGCCAACGCCCUGGUCUGCAAAAUCUCGAGAUUGAUUUGGAUCCAGGAUCGGAUCUAGUAUCUUUGCUUUCGGGUCCGGAUGCACUGCCCUCGCCUUUCGCUUCACUGAAACGACUCGAGCUCAUGUGCUAUCCCGAAGUUGCAUUAGCUUUGCCGACUCACCUCCAUCUCCUCGAGCAUUUCAAGGUAGACAUCGCACGCAUACCCAACCAGCCCGCUCAAGCAUCCGACAUGGAGAUAUUCAAUCAUCUGCUUGAAGAGCUCACGCAUUGCCCCAACCUCCGCGUCGUCAAGAUCGCCAUCGGUCUCCUGGCAGAAGACUUCCCUUCCAUGUCGUCGUACCCAAAACUGUCUGGCCGAAGUCUAGUCAAAUUCGCGACCGCGUGUCCAAAUCUAUACGACCUUAGUGUCUUUACGAUCGAGUCCUCUACAAUCGAUGGCUCCGACAUCUCGGCUGUGGAAUUCGACGAGUUCUGUAGACAUUUGCCGAGAUUGAGGAGUUUGAAUCUCAGACUGCAGCCUACGACAGCAACGGCUCUCGAGACAAUGGCACUUUCAAGCUUGUCAAGUCAUUGUCCCGAACUAGAAGUUCUAAGGCUCAAAUUUGUGUGUCAGCUGCCUGCUUUGCCGGCCUCUGCUAUAACCUUGGAUACUCUGCCAGAUCAACCAGCAGACACCGACCAUCACGACGCAGUCAAAGAACUCACGCUUCUCGAAGCUGAAUCUAGGGCAACUACUGCGCUCUUUCCCAAACUAACACAUUUAGCACUCUCUCGUCCUGUCACCGCUCUCGCACCUACGACAUCUACGACGCACACGUACACAACUGCCAUUUCCUCGUCUUCGCCGCCUCACUCACCAAUCUCACCCACGACCUUCUCCUCCGACAUCCUACCCACGAGUUCUCCGUCCAUCCCGUCACCCACCCUCGAAGAAUCUCUCGUUCACACCCACGCAACCCCACUAACAACGCACUUUCCCGCCCUCGAAAUUUUAGAAGCCUGGGGCGACGCAUCCGGUCUCGACCACGAAUCUCUACUCUACUUUUUACCGCUCGAGGAGGUGUUGGCGACUGUUUGGGAGUUCUUGAGUGGGGUGGAACAAGACCUCUGGGAAGGCGCAUCGGACGUCUCUGGAGAAGAUGCGGUAGAAGGAGGUGAUGGCCAAGAUCGUGUGUUUGCUGGAGAGGAAGAAUGGAAGGAAGAGGAGGGAGAAAGUUGGUACACCCUCAAUAGUAAUCGGAGUUCUGGCGAGGAUUGGGAAAAGGCUUGUUUGAUGGAGGAAUUUGUCGAGUUAUCUAUUCCUGUUCCCGUUUCCAGUCUUGGAUAUACGGGCUUGGGAAAGGAAGGUGGUGUUUUGGAUAGUGAGACUUUCGUGCUUCCUACGGUUAAAGAAGACAGCCUUUUUACGGAGGAAGAUAUUCUGGAUCUGGUAGAUCGGUGA